GUCUGAUUUUUUGUAUGAUUUAAGUUAGUUUCAGACCAUGAGAAGCUGAGAAUGCCUGGAAAAAAGAAAAAAUACAAUGCACGCUUUCCCCCGGCGCGUAUUAAGAAGAUAAUGCAAACAGACGAGGAGGUGGGGAAGGUGGCAGCCCCUGUCCCUGUAAUUAUUUCAAGAGCUCUGGAACUGUUUGCUGAAACUCUUUUAAGUAGAGCAAACGAUAUCACAACCCGUAGAGGAGCCAGAACACUCACUCCUAGUCAUUUAAAACUGUGUAUUGAGACAGAGGGAAGAUUUGAUUUUUUGAGAGACCUUGUAACCAAUGUACCUGACCUCCAGGAGGAAGAAUUUGAAGCAGAGGGAGAUAUUUUGCCCUUGCAACCUAGAGUUAGUAAGCCUCGGAGUCGGGGUGGAAUACAGGCAGGAGGAGCACCGCGAGAACGGAAAUCUAUUGAUACCGUCACACAAAUACCAGGAUCUACGCAGUACAUGACGCAAUUACCCUCCAAUACCUCUACGCAGUCGAUGGUUCGGGGGGUUGGACGGAAACGUGGAAGACCGCCAAAGGCAAAUGGUUCUAAUGGGCCGGGUCGACCUGUCGAGAAGAGGAAGUAUGUCGACGACGAUGAUGACGACGACGUUCAAGUGAUUGACUCCAGCGAUGAUAAUUCUAGGGAGUCAAACGGUGUCAUCGUGGCCAACCCUAUAUAUUCCCGCGGUGCUGAGAGCAGUGCGUUUAUUCAAAUCGACCCUGUGGAAAUCCGUCCAUCUUCAUUUUCCUCUCAUUCCUUCCAUCCGUCCUUACAGCAUAGUUUCUCCUACUCUAACUCACCUAAAGUGACGCCUAGCGGACAGUUUCAGAAUUCAGUGAGCCCCAAAUCCCAUGAUACGCCAGCUAUGUCGGCAUUGACCAGAGUUUCCUGUUUAGCCAGAUCUUUAUCCUCGCCUGCUUUCUCUGGGCUUCCAAGUGGCCGGGAUAAUAAAGUUGGCUACUACCCGGGCAAUAAAAGUGAUAGAAAACUCUUGAAUACUGAGGAUGAGAUGAAAAAGAGUUUGGGACCUAGUUUCAGUUCCGAUGAACUAUCAAGUACUAAUAUGUCAAACGGACCAAGUAGUACACCAACUUGUACAACCAGCAGUGCUACGAAUGGGCCUAAACAUUCUAUCGGCUUACACACACAUGGAACAAUCUCAAUAACAGAUUCUGGUUUCUACACAUCAACAUCAAGUUCACAAAGUUCUAGUUCUUCUUCAGUUUCCCAGGUCUCCAGUAUUCAUUUAAACGGCUCAAAUGGCUUUUCAACUAGCACUUCUACCCCAUCUAAUCCUGGAUUGAUAACUCUGACCCCAGGGGCGCUCACCACGCACAGUAUAGAUGACAAGACUGGUAGUGUUGCUCUUACAAGCGUUAUCAUUCAGCCACUAUUAGAAACUUCUUCACCUUCCUUCACUAUCUCAAGCUUAGAAACCUCAAAUCUUCACAAAUCUUCCAUUGCUGGAGGUUUAAACUCUUCCAAUCCUGGAGGUUCAAGCACAUCCAUUCCUGGAGGUUUAAACUCUUCCAUUCCUGGAGGUUCAAACACUUCCAUUCCUGGAGGUUCAAACACAUCCAUUCCUGGAGGUUUAAACUCUUCCAUUCCUGGAGGUUCAAACACUUCCAUUCUUGUCGAAUCAAACACUUCCACUUGUAAAGGAUCAAAUUCAACAAAUCUUCUAACCUCAACUUCACUCAGCACAGCACAGGCAGAGGAAACAUGUCCUCGGGGGCUACCUCUCCUGGACUCAGGAUCUCACAGUUUUAUCCGGAGCUUAAGUUCAGCUCAGCUAAGCUCGGCUUCCCUAGGCUCCGGCUCGCGAGCCCUCGCUGUCAAAAGUAAACCGCUGAUAAGACGAGAUGUUAUUGAUGAGGAUUAUGAUUGACGAAUUGAAUAAAUUGGUCUUAAGGUUCA
Molecule: messenger RNA, 1943 nt
Organism: Eurytemora carolleeae
Lineage: Eukaryota; Metazoa; Arthropoda; Copepoda; Calanoida; Temoridae
Gene: NC2alpha
Exons: 10
Coding region: 52-1914 (620 amino acids)
Biological process (GO): transcription by RNA polymerase II; positive regulation of transcription by RNA polymerase II; negative regulation of transcription by RNA polymerase II
Cellular component (GO): nucleus; negative cofactor 2 complex
Molecular function (GO): protein heterodimerization activity; transcription coactivator activity; RNA polymerase II general transcription initiation factor activity
Source: RefSeq, a predicted model, not a curated record